This is a messenger RNA of Trichogramma pretiosum, 2161 nucleotides long. Its product is annotated as proton-coupled folate transporter-like. Gene Ontology annotation, molecular function: transmembrane transporter activity. Bases 699 to 2087 code for a protein of 462 amino acids. Gene Ontology annotation, biological process: transmembrane transport. The transcript is spliced from 7 exons. The record is from RefSeq and is a predicted model, not a curated record. Gene Ontology annotation, cellular component: membrane. NCBI's taxonomy places the organism in Eukaryota, Metazoa, Arthropoda, Insecta, Hymenoptera, Trichogrammatidae.
CUCAUGAUUUUUUCAAAAUUUUUUUCGUAUUAGGUACAAUAAAAUAACACAAUGAGAUCAAAAUUUGGUGCACUACAACCAUUUUAUAUCUUUGCUUGCCGCCGCAGCAGCACUACCUUAUGGCUACGGCUGCAUAGUGCAUGAAGCUGUCAAAGAAUGCCAUGCAUGCACUGCGUGUAGUCUGCACUAGCAGAACGUUUCUUUGGAACGUCAGAAACAAAACACUAGCAACAACUGCGUGUAGACAGAAAUCAUAGUACACAAACUUCACUCGGUUCUUAUCUAAUCGGUAAUUUUGUAUGUGUCACUUCGAUUCCAAAUAACAAUAAACAUUGAUGAGGCGUUGACGCGUAAAAUGUGUCAAACUUGACUAUCGAGCGUCCACAAAUAUUUUUUUUAAAUUGAAUACACAAGGGUACAAAGAUGAAGUGACAGCUCAUGCAAUUGAAGAAAAUUCGUCAUUCCGCUGGCUCUCAGUAAAUGACUCAGUAAAUUCUCUCAAAUACUUUUUCAUUAUCAUCGCGUAAUGCAAUAUUGCUAUAUUGCGAGCUGCGAAGUUUGACAUUUGAAAAAAUUCGCGACAUGUUCGAUCUCUAAGCUUCAUCCAUACAUGACGAUUUUACCUUGCAGCAAAUAGCAUAUAAUUAGAGACAAACUUGCAUUGUAACUGAUGAUGCAAAAAUCAUUUAUCUUGAAAAAUGGCAGAAAGUCAACAAUUUUUGGGAUGGAAACAGUAUUCUAUGGAACCAGUAGCUUUUGCACUAACAUUUGCUUAUUCAAUAUGUGAUAAUGUCUACACUGACCUUAUCAUAUAUCAAACAUGCAAAACCAUAACUGGUUUAAAUAGUAGUGAAUGUGACAUCCUGCAUGAAAAUAGUACUACAAAUAGAGCCAAUGAAAUCGAAAAGUUAGUGCAACCUCAUACAGGUUCAAUAUUUAUAUUAGAUUCAUGCAUAAAGACUAUUUUUCCAACAUUAAUGGCCCUAUUUCUGGGACCAUGGAGUGAUAAAAAUGGCAGAAAGCCAUUGCUGAUAGUGCCCUUCCUUGGUUAUGCAUUAUCCUAUGCAAUUUUGGCUUUAAUGAGUAAUUUCAAUUUAAGUCCAUACUGGUUUUUAUUAUCAUCGAUACCUGGAUCAAUACUAGGUGGAUUCCCCACAAUUUGCUUGACAUUCUGGUCUUAUAAAGCUGAUAUUACGGAUAGUCAAAAUAGAGCUUGGCAUCUUGCAUGUCUUGAGACAUUUUUCUUUGGAGGAUUUUUGGGUGGACUAUUUGUAGGACCUUACACUUUUAGACAUGCUGGAUAUAUGGUUGUGUUUCUCAUAGCUUCUGCAAGCUGUUUGAGUGCAACUAUCUAUUCAGUUUUCCUUGUUCCUGAAACAAUACAAAUUCAGCACCAAAGGGCUUUAAAAGAUGUAUUUGACUACAAAUUAGUAAGAGAUUUAUUCAAGGCAGUAUUGAAAUCAAGAGAUGGAUUUGAUAAAUUUUUAGUCUGGAGUUGUGUCCUAUCAAUUGCUAUAAAUGUCUCAAUUAUGGAAGGAAAUGGUUCCAUUCUAUUUUUAUUUACGAGUUACAAAUUACAAUGGAAUCUUUCAGACGUUUCCAUAUAUUCUGGUACCAAUCUCCUACUCACAAUCAUUGGAAUGUUAUUACUGAUCAAACUUGUUGGAUCAAUUUUAAAACUACCUGAAACUGUCAUUGUUGUGUUGUCCUGUUUAUCAACUUCUAUAAGUUGUUUGGGAAAAGCUUUUGUAUCAAAACCAUACCACAUGUACAUCACUGCAGGAAUUGGCAUGUUUAGUGCUUCAGCUGUUCCAGCUAUCAGAUCUAUAGUGUCAAAAACAGUCCCUCAAGAUGAUUUAGGAAAAACUUUUUCAGUAAUAACAAUUGUGGAAAUGAUUAUACCGUUUGCUGCUACACCAUUGUACCUGUACAUUUAUACCCAUACACUUGAUAUGUUUCCUUGCCCAGUUUGGUUUUUGUCUGCUUCAUUGCCAAUAGUUAAUAUUAUAUUAGCUAUCAUGAUAGAAUAUAGAUGGAAAGUUCUUAAAAAUACUCAGUAUAGUGAAAUUGUAACAGAAAGAGAUUGAUAAUGAUAAGAUUUUUACAAUUUUCAUUAUCAAAGUAACUUUUAUAUAUCCUUUAUUUUUAAUUACUUGACAAG